AUGAGCAUUACGAAGGACGCCGAUGGGCUCUCACGUCAAGUGACCGCCGUCGGGACACUGGGCGACGUAGGGGCUGCUUACGCCGUGUACGAGAAGAACUGGAUCUGCGCCGACUGUAGUCAUGAGAACUACGCACGGCGCCAGCGCUGCUUCCGCUGCCGUGCGCCUAAAGUGGAGCGAUUCGACGCCUUGGUGGUGGACAGUCAAGGGGACGCACACACGUGGCGGGAGGCGCUGGACCCGGCGUCCAAUAAAAUCUACUAUUACAACACGGAGACUAAUGCGACACAAUGGGAGCGUCCGGCUGAGAUGGGUGCGGCUCCGCACUCCACGGGCUGGUUCGGGCGCGGCAAAGCUGGCGCCUCGGAGGGCGACCGCUACGAGCAGCUUAAUGCUAAAUUCAUGGCCCGCCCAGCCCGAACGCAGCUAGAUGCGAUGCCCACGGCUAACUCUCAGCUUGAAGGAGCCUAUGAGUACAAUAUCUGGUACGAUAAGUACAUAGGGGACCAUUGGGAUGACGCGCGGGGCAAGGACCCGGCCACGACGCGCUGCAACCUCGAGCGUGAUGCCGGCAAGACCAAGGCGGAUGUCGUGAGCAAGGCCAACAGAUACUUUUGCGUGCAUUUUGCUCGCGGCAUGUGUGCUAGAGGCGCAGAGUGCAGCUACUACCACCGUCUGCCAUCUGCUGCGGACGAGACGCGCAUCGGCAUGAUGCACGACUGCUUCGGACGGGAACGCCACGCUACGGAUCGAGAUGACAUGGCCGGGGUGGGUAACUUUACCAGGAACUCGCGAACGCUUUAUGUGGGAGGUCUGAAGACUGCCAGCGGCCACGAAGCUGUAAAGGAACAGGAGGAGGCGCUUUGGAAACAAUUUGGCGAAUGGGGAGAAGUGGAGAAUAUCAAUGUGAUCCAUCGCAAAUCCAUCUGCUUUGUUAGAUACCGUCAUCGCACCAGCGCUGAGUUUGCCAAGGAGGCGAUGGCUAACCAGUCGCUGCAGAGUGACGAGGUGCUCAAUGUACGUUGGGCAUUUGACGAUCCCAACCCAGUGGCGAAACAGGCCGGAGAGCGUUCGGAUCGAGACGCGAUUGUAGCAAUGAUGAAGGCUAAGGGUGCGGCCACGACGGAGGACGCGGCAUUUGAUUACCCGGAGCAUUACCAAAUGCCGGCAACAAAGCGUCAGCGGAUCGAAGGCGAUACGGUGGCGUCGUAUCCGGACACGGACACGCAGUUCACUGGGAAAUCCGCCGAUGCAACUGAAGAGGAACUGGCGGCGCAGCUAAGCUACGCGAACCCUAGUGGUGAGAUUUCGACCGAGCCUGAGGGAGACGCACAGGAAGACAAGUAG
Phytophthora infestans T30-4 is the source of this 1347-nucleotide messenger RNA. RefSeq names its product pre-mRNA-splicing factor cwc2, putative. The coding region runs from base 1 to 1347 and encodes 448 amino acids. The transcript has a single exon. Lineage: Eukaryota; Oomycota; Peronosporomycetes; Peronosporales; Peronosporaceae. The record is from RefSeq and is a predicted model, not a curated record. Gene Ontology annotation, cellular component: U2-type catalytic step 2 spliceosome; Prp19 complex; U2-type catalytic step 1 spliceosome. Gene Ontology annotation, molecular function: pre-mRNA binding; U6 snRNA binding; metal ion binding.